Corylus avellana is the source of this 501-nucleotide messenger RNA. Lineage: Eukaryota; Viridiplantae; Streptophyta; Magnoliopsida; Fagales; Betulaceae. The record is from RefSeq and is a predicted model, not a curated record.
AUGGCUUCCUUGAGAUCCACAAUCCCAUUUUGGAUUCUCAUGAGUACUUUGCUUCUUAUGCUGUUUACUUCCAUGGAAGCCAGAGAGUACGUGGUGGGGGGCGACAAAUGUUCAUGGGGAAUUCCAAUAUCGUCUUUUGAGUCCAUCCAAAAGUGGGCCGAGACAAACCGAUUCAUUGUCGGCGAUAUUCUUAUCUUUGAGUAUGACGAGACUGACGCAGUACUACGAGUGACAAAGAAAGACUACAAAAGCUGCAACGUAACAAAGCCAAUUGAAAAAUACGAAAAUGGCAGGACCAAGGUUGAGUUGGACCGAUCAGGACCAUUCUAUUUCAUCGGUCGCACUGAGGGGUUCUGUGAGGGUGGCCAGAAGCUAGCUGUGGUUGUCAUCUCUGAUAGAAAGCACCCCACUCUGGCUAUGGCACCGGCCCCGACCACAUCGUACCCAGCGGUGCCUCCGGCGCCAACAAGACCUCCUGAUCAUGAGUCUAUUUUAUGGUAA